CAAUUUAGACUGAUUAACACGCAUUUCGACCCUUUAAAAGUCAUCCUUAGAAAAAAAAAAAAGUUUCACUACAUUUCUCCCAAGCUAUAACCUAUCCGAUCCUGUCUUGCACUAUUGAACACCCCUCUGGAGUCUCGACUACGACUACGACUACCCCUAGUUGGGAAGGGGUCUUGGAUUAAACAGAAAAGAGAAAGAAAUCGUUAUCAUCUCUCACAAGUCACAAACAUACAGUGGGGAAAUACUUCUUCUGAGGUUUUGGGGUUUUCUUUUGCUGAAUCUUCUUCUCUUCUCCAUCUUCCCAACAAUGGCGCUACUACAUCAAGUGUGCUUUUUCCCACUUGCCCGCGCCUCAAUCCGCACACGCGCUUUAGCCCUCACAAUUUCCUCUCGUUCAUUUACGGUUGCUGCUACUGCUACUGCUACUGCUACUGCUACUCCUACUCGUACUACGACUACUGGUGUCAAAACGUCGCCGUCUAAACUCUCACAACCACGGCCAGCUCGUGCACCACUUUCUGACCCCCUUGUUCUUCUCGGCAUGUCUGAGCCAGAGCUUCAACAACUCGUUAUUGAUUUUGGCCAGCAAAGUUAUAGAGGGAAGCAGCUUUAUCAUCUAAUUUACAAGAGGAAGGUCAAGGAAAUUGAUGAACUCAUUCAAUUACCACAGGCAUUCAGGAAUCAGCUGCAAGAAGCAGGAUGGAAAAUGGGCCGUUCACCGAUUCAUCAUAUGGUUACUUCUACUGAUGGGACAAUUAAGUUAUUGUUAAAGCUGGAGGAUGGCAGAUUGGUUGAAACAGUUGGAAUACCAGUGACAGACGAGAGUGGUUCAGUAAGGCUUACUGCGUGUGUUUCAUCACAGGUUGGUUGCCCACUACGCUGCACGUUUUGUGCUACUGGAAAGGGAGGUUUCUCGAGAAACCUUCAGAAGCAUGAAAUUGUUGAACAGGUCUUGGCUAUAGAAGACGUGUUUAAGCAUCGCGUCACGAACGUUGUUUUCAUGGGAAUGGGGGAGCCAAUGAUGAACUUGAAAUCAGUUGUUGGAGCGCACCGAUGUCUAAACAAGGACAUACAAAUUGGGCAAAGAAUGAUCACGAUAUCAACUGUGGGGGUUCCUAACACAAUCAAGAAACUGGCUUCCUACAAGCUUCAAUCCACAUUAGCUGUCAGCUUACAUGCACCAAAUCAGAAGCUUAGAGAACAGAUCGUCCCAAGUGCAAAAGCUUACCCCCUGGAAGCACUGAUGAAAGAUUGCAGGGAUUACUUACUUGAAACUAACCGACGAGUGUCUUUUGAGUACACUCUUUUAGCUGGAGUAAAUGAUUCAGUAGAGCAUGCAAAAGAACUUGCUGAGCUACUACAGCAAUGGGGACGAGGUCAUCAUGUGAACCUGAUACCGUUCAAUCCAAUCGAGGGCUCUGAGUAUCGACGGCCCUACAGGAAGGCGGUGAUUGCCUUUGCUUCUGUUCUAGAGUCCCGCAAGAUAACGACAAGUGUACGCCAGACAAGGGGUCUCGAUGCAAGUGCAGCUUGCGGACAACUGCGAAAUGAGUUCCAGAAGACACCGUUGGUUAAAGAUGCCGUGUCUGAGAUUAAAGACGCUGAGACUAAGAUUAAAGACGCUGAGCCUGAGAUUAUGGAUGCUGAUACUGAGAUUAUAGAUGGUGCCUCUGAGAUUAAAAAAGAUGCUGACACUGAAAUUCAACAAUCUCAAGAUGUUGCUCUUGCUUGUUGAAUUAUUGAUGGCACCACUGGAUUCCAUAUUUGAUAUUUCACUUUUGCUAAUUAGGAUAUGGAGGAAACUUGCAUAAGCUAAUGCUGGUGAAAUGAGAAUGGGGCUGAGGCAAGGAUCUGUAACUGAUAUUGACAAGAAGAAACUAUUCCUCGUCGCUGCCUGGUUACAAGUUACAACUGCCUACUGCCUACUGCCUACUGCUUAUGGAUAUGGCUCUGAUGCUCGACAAAGAUGAGAUUUUUGAACAUGUGUACAGUUGUGUAAUAUCAACCAAAAUUAUACUUCUUUAGCAUAAAAGGAACCUUGUUACAUUUACAAUGGUAGAUGAUUUUGAUAAACCUAUGUUUUUUUUUUUUUUUU
Molecule: messenger RNA, 2095 nt
Organism: Spinacia oleracea (spinach)
Lineage: Eukaryota; Viridiplantae; Streptophyta; Magnoliopsida; Caryophyllales; Amaranthaceae
Exons: 10
Coding region: 308-1735 (475 amino acids)
Biological process (GO): rRNA base methylation; tRNA methylation
Molecular function (GO): iron-sulfur cluster binding; RNA methyltransferase activity
Source: RefSeq, a predicted model, not a curated record